Lolium rigidum is the source of this 963-nucleotide messenger RNA. RefSeq lists its product as uncharacterized. The record is from RefSeq and is a predicted model, not a curated record. Bases 87 to 743 code for a protein of 218 amino acids. Lineage: Eukaryota; Viridiplantae; Streptophyta; Magnoliopsida; Poales; Poaceae. The transcript has 2 exons.
UUGCUAGCAUUGUCUUGUUCAGAACUUGAGAUUACCGGUGAGCGGUGGCCGGCCGGCGGGGCGUUGCGCGAGCUCGCGAGGAGAAGAUGCCGCAUCUCCGUCUCCUCCUGGCCGUCCUCCUGCUUUGCCUACUCCCCCUGCUCCCGGACUUCGCCGCCGGCGGCGGGUCGCCCGACCCAACCCCAACCCCAGCCCCAUGGCCUGACCAGUUCCACGCGAAGCUCCUGAUGGAGUACAAGGGGAACCUGUCGCUGGCCGACCUCUGGUACGACUGGCCGCGGGGCCGCAACCUGCACAUCAUCCGGUACCAGCUCGCCGCCGACGCGCCCUACUACGACGCCGAGUGGAACAACGGCACGUCCUUCUUCUACACCCCGGCGCGCCGGACCUGCCGCUCCGCCGCCGUCGGGGUCGGCAUCCUGCGGCCCGACUGGCUCGCCCCCGGCGCCGCCUACCUCGGCCGCGCCCACGCCGGCGGGUUCGACUGCCACGUCUGGACCAAGGCCGACUUCAUCACCUACUACGAGGAUGUGGCCUCCGGCCGCCCCGUCAAAUGGAUCUUCUACACCGGGCGGACCGCGCACGUGAUGAGCUUUGAGCCAGGGGCAGUGCUGGAGGGCGAGGAAUGGCAGGCGCCUGCAUAUUGUUUCACCGACGGAACGACCAAGAACACCCUCAUCUCUGAACCUGGUGGGUUUGAUGAUGAGAGCUUUAUCCCCAAGAUCAGAUUGCUGAGAGGCUAAUUAGCCUAUCUUGUGGAGUGGAAUCAUAACCGUUGCUGCUGUUGAUCAGUGUGUUCGGCAUGGUGUCCCAGGCGCUGGAUGCCAAGUGUAACGACUUGACUGUGCUGCUGCUGAUCAAGUGUCUGUACAUGAUGUUCUCUGUUACCCGCUUCUUUGCGAAUUGAUCUGCUUAGAUUUUAUGGAGAUUCCUGAGCAGUACCAUAAAGAGGUGAUUAUUUUA